AUGGCAGGGUCAGCGUUGAAUGGGUUACCAGCCUCAAUAUCCCCAGAGGAAAUCACGACGGUUUGGCCUCGUUUACUCUCGGAGUUUGAACUGGGCCAAACUAUUUCCGAUGAUCACUACUCAGUCGCGUCUCUUUUCGACCCCGAGUUUACUCAUGUAGCCACGGAUGUCUCUCAAGAUAACGUCAGAUGCUUGCUAUCCAAGGCGUGCAUCCUAAUGAUAUCUUCUGCCAAACUAGAGACUGAGCGUCUAUCUGGGUUUUAUGAUCCGGAUGAGUGGUGGAUGCGAUUUGAACGAGUAGAUCGGGCUGUAAAUCGAUUCAUGGAAACAAUGCCUCCCGUGUAUGUGGGACGAAAUAAUGAGGAGCUUUCUUAUCUGGUAAUAGUUCACUCCGGCAUCUAUUGCGCGCAAAUUCAACUUCACUCUGCCCUCGCCGAGUGUGAGAUGAGACAGGCGGCCCAAGAUGGUCAACUAAACGACUUCCUAGGAGGCGUGAGCUACAUGAGGUGCACGGAAGCUUGCCGGGCGGCUGCUCUAGCGGCUGCUCUGGUCUUACACAUGGACAUGAGCAACAUGCUGCUUUUUAUUGGAAUAGCAUGGGUAAGCGUCUCGGAUAAGCUGAUUAAGGAUAUCCCUCGGUUGAGGAGGGCAGGGAAAAUUACUCAGGGGCGCGAGAAGGAGCAUCAACUAGCGAUUAUUGAGAAAUGUAUGCAGCGAAGUGCCGCAGCAUACCCAGUAUUUGUUGAAACAGAUACGAUUACUGAAGGAGCAGCAAAUUUCUUGAAUCAUACCAAGCUCUCCCUCGGAGUGGAUUGA
Molecule: messenger RNA, 816 nt
Organism: Rhizoctonia solani
Lineage: Eukaryota; Fungi; Basidiomycota; Agaricomycetes; Cantharellales; Ceratobasidiaceae
Exons: 5
Coding region: 1-816 (271 amino acids)
Source: RefSeq, a predicted model, not a curated record